Messenger RNA from Fragaria vesca subsp. vesca, 774 nucleotides. RefSeq names its product cyclic nucleotide-gated ion channel 1-like. NCBI's taxonomy places the organism in Eukaryota, Viridiplantae, Streptophyta, Magnoliopsida, Rosales, Rosaceae. The record is from RefSeq and is a predicted model, not a curated record. Bases 1 to 774 code for a protein of 257 amino acids. The transcript has 4 exons.
AUGGAUGGUUGUUCUUUUGGUCAAAAUCUUGAGACUAGUACAUACGCCCGGGAGAACCUCUUUGCGGUUCUCAUUUGCAUGAUUGGCAUGCUAGUGGUUUUAGUAUAUCUCAAUGCAAUCUUGCAGACAUACAUGCAGAUUGAAGCUAAAAAAUCAGAUUUGAUGGAAAUAGAGGAGAGGAGAACUAUGGAUAUAGAAACAUGGUUAUGCGUCAAUGAUCUUUCUGGGGAUCUCAAGACUGAGAUCAUGGGAAACGUGCUAGAGAAACUGAAACCAGAAGAAGAUGUCAAUAACGUGAAAAUUCUCUCUGUCAUACCAUGGCGAUUUCAACUGGACAUAAAGAAAAACCUCUGUUUAGAUAUGCUACAGAAAGUUCCCAUGUUUAGAGCUGGAGGAGAAAGAACGAUGGAUUUAAUCUGUGGGUAUCUUAAGCCAAUCAUCUAUAACGAGAACAACUUUAUACUUCAAGAGGGGGAUCCAGUUGAUAAGAUGCUUUUCAUCACACAAGGUGACGCAAUCAUCUACAGAACUAGUCCCGACGGAAGUGGCUCCUCAAGCACGAGUUCUAUAAGUAACGGUGAUCAUUACGGUGAACAACUUCUGAAUUUGGCACCAGAUGUUGAUCCUUUGAGCUUACCCAUAUCGAACUGGAGUGUCAAGUGCAGCACAAAAGUUGAAGCUUUUUUCCUCAUGGCUGAAGACUUGAGAAAGAUAAAGAUUCAUCUAGUAGAGUCUGGUUAUAUAAUAGAUGGUUUGGUUACAAACACAAUGUAA